Molecule: messenger RNA, 300 nt
Organism: Fraxinus pennsylvanica
Lineage: Eukaryota; Viridiplantae; Streptophyta; Magnoliopsida; Lamiales; Oleaceae
Source: the annotation of a GenBank genome assembly
AUGUACCAGAGCUACCAACAACUAUAUGAUUCCUUAAGCAAAAUGUUCAGCUCAUUCACCAUUGGUAAUUGUGGUUCUCAAGGACUAAAAGACUUUAUGAAUGAGAGCAAAUUGAUUGACCAUUUGAAUGGUUCUGAUUGUGUACCUACUUAUGAAGACAAAGAUGGAGAUUGGAUGCUUGUUGGUGAUGUUCCAUGGGAGAUGUUUGUUGAUUCAUGCAAACGCAUACGAAUAAUGAAGGGUUCAGAAGCCAUUGGACUAGCACCAAGAACAGUUCAAAGGUGCAAGAACAGAUGCUGA